ACAUAACCCGGGAAUCAAUUUAUGCAUUUUUGUGUUUAGCCGAUACUGUUGUCUUCUUGACAUUGAAAACCGUUCAACUGACAACCAGUCUAAUUUGUCCCACUCAGUGCAAUCAUUAACCUUUCCAAACACUUGAAAUAUAAACUGUCUACAAUCAUCAAUCCAAUGAGAAGCGCUUCGUGACUAACUUGAGACUAAAUAAAAGAUCGGCCCUCGCACAUCUAUUGCACAGUGCUGCAAUUGGUCAAAAAGACAGAAGUGCCAAAACGUCAUGCGUCGCUCAAUUAGGAAGUCAAUUAUGCCUUGUUGUUAAGUAAAUUUUGUUGAAAGAAACCCAUUACUUUGGAUCUAACCUUCCCAGCGCAACAAGAGAUUACGUUCUCCCUGGCGUUCGCAUAUAAAGAUAAGAGGAAAUAAAUUUCGAGAGCCAUUCUUGAGGUAUACCCAAGGAUGACUCAAACGCGACAACAAAGCUAUGUAACACAUACCAUCCACUUAUUAGCACUGUUGGUCUUGGCUACUGCAGCUCUAAGCACCUUCAAACUCUCGGAAGCUGCUUGCAGUAGUAGAAGGGUCAACCUCAGAAGCGAAAUAUGGAGAAUAGAACUGGGAAACGGGACUCUAGAAAAGACGAGAAAACUGACAGAUAGUAUCAAAGAAUCAAUGAACGCAAUCACUGGAAACCAAAGCUGUGCGUCUAGCGUUGUUAGGUAUUACAGCUCCCCUGAGCCUGAUGAUUUUCCGGGAGUCAUUGCAGAUAUGUUUAUCGAUGAGGAAAAAGUUGAAGACUUUGAGAACAAACUUCUUGAUGGUAUAGAAUAUCAUUACAACGAUACCGUGAACCACACCAUGACUCCAGCUUCGCGAGUGUUCGUCGUCUCGUUUAAUGUCUCUAACACCAGCAUAACAGACACCAAUGUGACAGAUGCAGUAAAAUAUGUUCUUGGAAUAAAAAACGAAACAGUCACAGUAUUACUGAAGAACGAAUCGUGGUAUACCUUACGGAUAUGGAUGGACAUGAGCGUUGAUAAAUACCCUUCAAAAGCUCUAGAAAAACUUACUGAAGCGGUAAAGAAUGGUUCUGUGCAURGAAUCCCAGUGAAGUCUUCUUCUUUCAUGGCGUUUUCAGCCUUCCCAAAAUCGAUGACGAAAAUAUUCGAAGUGAAAUUCGAUUAUGCCACUGGGUCGUGUAGUUCCAACAAGAGUUCCACUGAGUACCAAGUGCUAAAACAAAACAUUUCGACAUUUCUAGACAUGGCACUGAAUAGUUCGGGAUAUAUGAGACCUUCUGGUAUUAACCUGGAAUGCAGUUCUCCCGUCUCGCUAUUUGUUCGUGCAUCCCUCGUUAAUGUUAAAGUAGUUGCUCUAGUGGAGUAUAGCGAGUCAAAGGACCCAAAAUCCAUUGGUAGUGACUUGCAGGACUGCAGUUCUUCUAACUCAAAGGUCUCUAACGUACAAGUAAAGCUUCUUAAUCCUUCAAGCCUUGAUGAAUCUCAGGAUACCGUGUCAAUAGUUUGUCCUACUCCUUCAGCCACCACGAUGCCACUCAACACUGACAUGAGUAAGAAAUCAACAGGCACACAAGCAACAACUCCAGCAACGCAACCUCCAGUUAUGGGUAAAACACCUCGUCUCUUCGUGAGGCUUCGCCUUGCUUUGACGUGGAGUCAGUUCUGUUCGAAGCUCGAAGAAUCGCUGAAAGAGAACAUAGCGAAGAAUGUGCAUGACAAAAAGGGAAACAGAGUGUCCUCAGAUCGUGUGGUUUUCAUCAACGCACGCAAAAAUUGUGCCGAUCCUUCGAAGGAUGACGAGCAAGUGGAUCUGUGGUUUUACAUCGCCAACCAAACGGGAUCUAAGACGCCUUCUAAGUGCGUCACUUUGAAGGCCUAUCGGGUACUGAAGAUGAUGGUGGAUAAUGGAAAUACUAAUAUGAUGGGUUCAGACUUUAAAGGCAAGGUCAUCGGCCUUAACUUAGCAGGAUGUGAUGCUAAAGAAUUCGACAACAAAGACAAGAUGGAUGACUGGAUCUUGAUAUUGAUCAUCAUCGCACUAGUCAUAGGAGCCAUCCUUUUGUUCUUGGCCUGCUGUUGUAUCUGCUGCGGCGCUGCAAGACGAAGAAGACGCCGUCGCCAUAGAGAUAAAUACGGCAAUGUAGAAAUGGUUGCCGUUGACGCAGAUGGAAAUCCUCAAGCAAACGGAGAAGGCGGGAAAGGAAGAAAAAAAGCUAAAAAGCACCACAAAGGAGGCUACUACGGAGGAAGAGGCUAUGGCUACAGCGAUAGUGAUGACAGCGAUGAUUAUCUUUGCUUUGGUGGCAGAGGUGGCGGCGGACGAGGAAGGGGAGGAGACUACGACUCAGAUGASGACAGAAGGGGAAGAAGAAAUCACAGUGGUGGUGGCGGUAGUGGUGACGGUAACCUUAAUGGUGUUGAUGGCGGUGGGAAGAAGGGUAGAGGACACAGAAAAGGAAGAAGAAGCGGCGAUGGUUACGAUAGCGACGACAGUGACGUAGACCAGCUCUGUGGCGGGAGACGAAGAGGGCAAAGAAGGACCAAAGACAGAAAAAAUAAAAACAAAUCUGGUGAUGAGGAUGGAGAUGGAAAAGGUGACAAGAAAGGCAACAACAAUCUUGAUGUUCCUAAGGAUGACAAAGGGAAGGAAAAUUCCGGUUAUGAAGAUGUUCGUUCCGAUAGUGACAAGCAAGCAGGCGGUCAGCCAACGAGUUAUCAGAACCUGCAGUAUGGCUUGGGUGACAGAAAGCCAAGUGCUGAUGGAGGAUACACCAGCCUGACGAUAGAUGGGAAGGGUGACAAUACUUACGCCACGGUAGAUGAUGCCGCCAAGCGACAGAGCAGAGGCGGAAGUGUUGGAAGUUAUGGCUAUGUGGAGAUAAAUGGCGGAAGGCCAAAUGCCGGAGGGACAGGAGCCGGAGGGGCGGGAGCUGGAGGAGCUGGAACUGGAGGAGCUGGAGCCGGAGCGGCAACCGCCGCAGGAGGAGCUGYUCAAGCCGGGACAGCAGGGUUAAUGGCAGGAUCGAUGGCAGAUGGAAACAAACGCGAAAGUCUCACGCCUGCUAUUGUUACCAGCCCUGCACCAGAUAGCGGAUCCCCCGCGCCUCGAAGAGGGUCAGGAUCAAGAGGAGGUUCACCCACUGCCUCUAGACCAUCUAGUGGUUCAAGCCUCAGAAACAUCGAUGAUGAGCUACAGAGAGAGAGGCGUCGAUCAUCCAUCCAUUCUCUAGUCGAUGAUGAUGCCGAGCCCUUGAAACACAAGACGGCAACUGUAGGUAUUGUUGGACUGGCGCUGAGAAACAAGAACGAGAAGAAGAAAGAAACAGAGUUCAAGAAUCUUGACAAAGAGAUGCCAGCACUUGGAACCUACCCAGCGAACACUGCGGGCAAGAACAGAAAUCCAGACAUAUUGCCAAACCCUCGCUCUCGUGUCAAGAUAUCAUCAUCUCCUGACUAUAUUAACGCCAGCUACCUACAUGAUCAUAAGGGUCAGCGGCGUUACAUAGCUACCCAACAUCCUCUGCUGGAGACCAAGAAUGAUUUCUGGCAGAUGGUGUGGGACAAUGAUUGCCACUUGAUCGUCAUGGUGAACGAUGAUGAAAACAGCAAACAGAUGGACUAUUAUCCUCAAUACUGGCCGUCCGCUGAAGGCAGCUCUGUUGACUUUAAUGGUAUUGUGGUGUCCACUAAACAAGUAGUAACCAAACCUGAUUACGUCAUCACGAGCCUUAUGGUCUCCAACACUAAGACAAAGCCAUCAACAACACGAGAAAUAUCUCACUACAGAUACACUUCAUGGAAAGAAAAAGACGUCCCGAACAUCGCCAUGUUCGUUGGGUUCGUCGUAGCUGCGCGGGAAAUAGGAAGAAAGUACGAGGAUGGGAAUUCCCCUAUCGUAGUCCACUGCAGCGAUGGUCAAGGGUUUACUGGAGUGUUCGUAGCUCUAGACAUUGGUGUACGCAGCCACGAGGAAAACAAGACCUCAGUUGUGGAUCUUUUUGAGCUUGCAAAGAGACUCAGGCAGGGCAGAAGUGGCAUCAUUGAUUCGAUACAGUUAUAUAACUUCACUUACCAGAAAAAGAAAGAUUGA
This is a messenger RNA of Actinia tenebrosa (Australian red waratah sea anemone), 4101 nucleotides long. RefSeq lists its product as uncharacterized. Gene Ontology annotation, biological process: protein dephosphorylation. The record is from RefSeq and is a predicted model, not a curated record. NCBI's taxonomy places the organism in Eukaryota, Metazoa, Cnidaria, Anthozoa, Actiniaria, Actiniidae. Gene Ontology annotation, molecular function: protein tyrosine phosphatase activity.